AUGUUUUCGACAAAUGAUGUCCUCAUCGCGAAUCGAUUGCAAAGCAACAUCGAGAGUAAUAUGAUAAGAAAUUCAUUAAAAGAAAAAGAGAAUUUUACGAAGAUCGUGAACCUAAUGUGUAUGUCGAAUAAUGAUGAAGAUCAAAUCUAUGCUAUAGAAAACGACUCAUCCACAAACAAAAGUAUAAAUAAAGAAAAUGAUAGUUCGGAAGAUCGUAACGAAAAAAUUUUUAAGUCAAAUUGUAGUCAAAUAUUCAAACCAGGCCAAUUGAUCAGGCUACGUUUCCCAUCUAUUUCUCAUGUAGUUCAUGGAAUCGAAGAUGGCGGCCUCUACUAUCGUCGACGCUGCGGCCGCGAUUGGUUCAGAGUCAGUGCGCGAUGCGUCUCUCGUAUUUCAAAUCGAACGUUGGACAACCGAGUGUCGUUGAGAGGACAAUGUAUAUCCUCUCAGCGAAGCGGUCGAUGUGACGUUCAGCGUUCCUUGACGUCUGGAGCAAGACAAUUAAAACAGCUGUUACAAGGACGAACGUGCGAAGAAUCAAAGGAAGCGGCGGUCGCCGCAAAGGAAUUGUCGCGAAAACCGAUCGCUGAUCCAUUAUCCUCAAACGUACAAUUCUCGCGAAAACGACGUGUCGGAAUCGUGAAGAAUCAGUACGUUGCCGAGAGCGACGCCGGUUUGUUAGUAUGCGAGUUAGUGCGAGGUCUCGAACGUCUGUUCGAUGAGAAAAACGCCGGGAACAACGAGGUCACAAUGAAGUCAAAGGAGCAACAAAAUACUGUGAAGGGCAUCGUUGAUCCAAUCGAGGAGAACGAAACCUAUGACGAAUUUGACACAAUUAGGAUGCCAAUGGUACGCUCCCUGAGCAAGAGUCCACAAAGUGAUGAAGGUAUUGAGACAGAUUCGGAUCGAAGAAAAGGAUCGAUAGCCCGUUGUUGGAGUCUCGAUUCAACCGCGGCCAGUGACGAGGACACAUCGUUGACUACACACCAACAGAAACGACACAAACUACGGGUUACUAGAUGUUGUAGCUCCGAUAGCGCAGUGCUGAGCGACGAGGAUCAAAUAAAAGGAUGGGACAGUUCAAACAUGGUAGAGGGAAGUGAGUCUGAGCAUAAUGAGGGUAAACCUAGAUACUGGAGAACACCUAGUGUGGUUGUUAGUGAUUAUUCAGAUUACUCUUAUUUGGAUGAAAAAUUAGAAAGAAAUGAUCUUGAUUUGGAAAAAUAUGAGGGGACUAGUGGUACUCCUAGCCAAGCAAGUAGCUGUUCUUGCUUGGACUGUGAUGAAAUAUGCGAAUCUCUGGAUAAUCAGUUCCUACAAGUUUGUCGUAGCAGACGUCAUUCAGAUUCUUGUUUGUGCUUUGAUUCUAUGAAUGCUGCUGCUUCAAGAAACUUCAAUGAAUCUGGAAAUAGAAGAAAUUCUUGCCUAAGUUCUACAGACUCUUAUUAUUCUAAACUCAAUACACAAUUUAUACAGUACACAUCUGAAGGCUCCUCAGAAUUGCAAGAAAAGACAAAAAUUGGCUUUUUGGAUAUUCCCCCAACAAGAAAAAUUUCUGAUUGUUCUACUACAUCCAGUCUUAGUGGAGAUGAAUCUGACGUUAUUGAACUACAACCAGUUAAAUCUUCCAAGUCAUCAGGCUGGAGGAAGCUUAGGAAUAUCGUUCAUUGGACACCUUUCUUCCAAACCUACAAAAAACAACGAUAUCCAUGGGUGCAACUAGCGGGUCAUCAAGGGAAUUUCAAAGCGGGACGCACUCCAGGGACGAUUCUAAAGAAACUCUGUCCGCAAGAAGAAGCUUGCUUCCGUUUGUUAAUGAACGAUGUAUUGAGACCGUACGUACCAGAGUUCAAAGGUGUCUUAGAUGUAAAAGAUACGGAGGAAGGGAAUGUCGAAGAGACUGACGCAGGAGAAACUGUUCAGAAGGAUAGUAGUGGUGACUCUAUAAUUAAGAGAACCGUGGUAUCAUCUUACUUGCAACUGCAAGAUCUUCUCGGAGACUUUGAACAUCCCUGUGUAAUGGACUGUAAAGUUGGAGUCAGGACAUAUCUGGAGUCAGAACUCGCAAAAGCCAAGGAAAGACCUAAGUUACGAAAAGACAUGUAUGAAAAAAUGGUACAAGUGGAUCCAACCGCACCGAGUGCCGAAGAACGUCGCGUACAAGGAGUCACGAAACCAAGAUACAUGGUCUGGCGUGAAACGAUUUCCAGCACGGCUACACUAGGAUUUCGCGUAGAAGGCAUAAAACUUGCUCACGGAGGCUCAUCAAAGGACUUCAAAACGACAAGGACUCGAGAACAAGUGACAGAGGCGUUAAGACGUUUCGUAGAAGGCUAUCCGCACGCAGUACCCAAGUACAUCCAACGCCUAAAAGCGAUUAGGACCACGUUGAAAGUAUCACCGUUUUUUGCUUCACAUGAAGUCGUCGGGUCUAGCUUGUUGUUUGUUCAUGAUGCCAAAAAUGCCGGUAUCUGGAUGAUUGAUUUUGCAAAAACAUUACCUCUGCCUCAACAUUUACCAAGAAUUUGUCAUGACGCUGAAUGGAAAGUAGGGAACCACGAAGACGGAUACUUGAUAGGAGUAAAUAAUCUAAUAGAUAUAUUCCAAGAUAUACGAAAUUCUGAGGAAACAUAAUUGUACAGACCUUUGUUUUGAAAAACAUUCUGACGCUAAAACGAAGAGGAUAUUGAAUUAAUUAAUAUUAUGUGCUCGUAAUUUUGGAAACAUAAGUGCACCUCUCGCUUGGGUGUAUAUUUCUUCAUAUUUUUUUCCACGACUUUAUACUACAUAUUCCAUGAAAUUUUGUACAUGGAUCGUUUCUAUUACAAUAUCUUCUAAACAGUAUCCUCUCACAAGAAAAUGGACCAAAGACGCGGUGGCUAUUGCUACCUAGGUAUUUCAUAGUAAAUCUUCCUACUACGUAGAAACAACGCACAAAGAGAAUCUGUAAAAACUAAUUUAAAUAAUGUACCGUUAUGUAAUAAGUUUUAUUUAUGCGUUACAUGCAACGCUGUAAGAAUCUUCUUGAUACAAGAGAACGAAGAAACGGUAUUUUUUGUAUUUAAAAUCGUACCAUGCAUUUGUAAAUAAUUCGACACUUAAUAUUAAAAAACUUC
Eufriesea mexicana is the source of this 3116-nucleotide messenger RNA. RefSeq names its product Inositol 1,4,5-triphosphate kinase 2. Bases 1 to 2634 code for a protein of 877 amino acids. The transcript has 7 exons. Gene Ontology annotation, biological process: phosphatidylinositol phosphate biosynthetic process; inositol phosphate biosynthetic process. Gene Ontology annotation, cellular component: cytoplasm; nucleus. Gene Ontology annotation, molecular function: inositol hexakisphosphate kinase activity. The record is from RefSeq and is a predicted model, not a curated record. NCBI's taxonomy places the organism in Eukaryota, Metazoa, Arthropoda, Insecta, Hymenoptera, Apidae.